This is a messenger RNA of Elgaria multicarinata webbii, 2675 nucleotides long. It is a transcript of the gene PAK3, whose product is annotated as p21 (RAC1) activated kinase 3. The record is from RefSeq and is a predicted model, not a curated record. Gene Ontology annotation, molecular function: protein serine/threonine kinase activity; ATP binding. Gene Ontology annotation, cellular component: cytoplasm. Gene Ontology annotation, biological process: intracellular signal transduction; regulation of actin cytoskeleton organization; regulation of MAPK cascade. The coding region runs from base 260 to 1888 and encodes 542 amino acids. The transcript is spliced from 15 exons. Lineage: Eukaryota; Metazoa; Chordata; Lepidosauria; Squamata; Anguidae.
CAUGAGCUAGGGAACAGCAAGGAGGCAUCGAAGCAUCCAGGCUACUAAUGUUAGGAUUGGAGGUCAGAAGCCGUUUUGUCGGGGGACCGGGCAGCCUUUUAAUGGACUAAGCCGGGAGCCAGCCUUUUCUUUCGUCCUCUCCCACCCCUGCCUUGCAAAAAGGGCAUUGCUUUCCAUGACAAGACCAGACCUUGCGGGGCUGAUGGUCUGGCUGCAGCAUGACAGGACAGACUGCAGGAGGCUGUGAGGAUUGCUGAAGAUGUCAGAGAGCCUGGAUACUGAAGAGAAACCACCAGCCCCUCCACUGAGAAUGAACAGCAGCAACCGCGAUUCCUCAGCACUUAACCACAGCUCCAAACCUCUCCCCAUGGCUCCAGAAGAGAAGAACAAGAAGGCCCGGCUACGCUCCAUCUUUCCAGGAGGGGAUAAAACCAAUAAGAAGAAAGAGAAAGAACGUCCCGAAAUCUCUCUCCCUUCAGACUUCGAACACACCAUCCAUGUGGGCUUUGACGCGGUCACUGGGGAAUUCACCGGAAUUCCUGAACAGUGGGCCAGGCUGCUACAGACCUCCAAUAUAACAAAACUGGAACAGAAGAAAAACCCACAAGCUGUUCUGGAUGUCCUCAAAUUCUAUGAUUCCAAAGAGACAGUAAACAACCAGAAAUAUAUGAGCUUUACAUCAGGAGAUAAGAGCGCCCAUGGAUACAUUGCAGCUCAUCCUUCGAGCACAAAGACGGCAUCAGAACCCCCCCUAGCCCCCCCAGUUUCAGAAGAAGAGGAUGAGGAAGACGAAGAAGAAGAGGAUGACAACGAGCCACCACCUGUUAUUGCUCCACGUCCAGAACAUACAAAAUCAAUUUACACGCGUUCUGUAAUUGAACCUGUUGCUGCACCGCCCCCUGCUAAAGAACCUACGACACCCCAGCCUGAGAACUCCAACACCAACACUUUGUACAGGAACACAGACCGGCAACGGAAAAAGUCCAAGAUGACCGAUGAGGAGAUCUUAGAAAAAUUAAGAAGCAUCGUGAGUGUCGGAGACCCCAAAAAGAAAUAUACACGGUUUGAAAAAAUUGGCCAAGGGGCUUCAGGUACAGUUUAUACAGCGAUAGACAUUGCAACAGGGCAGGAGGUCGCUAUAAAACAAAUGAAUCUCCAGCAGCAACCCAAAAAAGAAUUAAUAAUUAAUGAAAUCCUGGUCAUGAGGGAAAAUAAGAAUUCGAACAUUGUGAACUAUUUAGACAGUUACCUUGUCGGCGAUGAACUUUGGGUCGUAAUGGAGUACUUGGCUGGGGGCUCAUUGACGGACGUUGUUACUGAAACGUGUAUGGAUGAAGGACAGAUAGCCGCUGUCUGUAGGGAGUGCCUGCAAGCUCUGGAUUUCUUGCAUUCAAACCAAGUGAUCCAUAGAGACAUCAAGAGUGACAACAUCCUUCUUGGGAUGGACGGAUCUGUCAAACUGACUGACUUUGGUUUCUGCGCUCAGAUCACUCCUGAGCAGAGUAAACGGAGUACAAUGGUGGGGACCCCUUACUGGAUGGCGCCAGAAGUGGUAACAAGGAAAGCGUACGGCCCCAAAGUGGACAUCUGGUCUUUAGGGAUCAUGGCAAUAGAAAUGGUGGAAGGAGAACCUCCGUAUCUCAAUGAAAAUCCUCUCAGGGCUUUGUAUUUGAUAGCCACAAACGGGACACCGGAACUUCAGAACCCAGAGAGGCUUUCUGCCGUUUUCCGAGACUUUUUGAACCGCUGCCUGGAGAUGGACGUUGACAGGCGAGGGUCUGCGAAGGAACUCUUGCAGCAUCAGUUUUUAAAAUUGGCCAAGCCACUCUCCAGCCUGACUCCGUUGAUCAUUGCCGCGAAGGAGGCGAUAAAGAACAGUAGCCGUUAGCCCUUGGGAGGAGCACAUGCCCAUUCCGUCGCAGCGGGACUGAACCAAAACUCUUGUCAAACCUCAGACUCUUCUGCCGCAGGAUGGGCGGGCUGAAAGCAACACUGUCAAGGUCAACAGGGGGUGAGGGGAGGCAGUCCUCUGCCCCUCCCCUAGAAGAGAAACCUAUCACGUGUCUUCUACUUCCCUCUCUCAGAUUCCUUAAUUUAUUUCUAAGGUGAGCAGGAGCCUCAUCAAUAGAGGUGGGACCGGAAGCCUUUUUGCCCAUGUGGCUAUUUCUGGGAGGGGGGCACCAAUGGCACCGCACCGCAUGAAUGCUCCGCGCACUCACAGGAACAGCAGCCCGGGACAGGAACGGCAGCCCGGGUGGCCCCCUUUUCCUUCUGACUCUUUUCUGUUUGGCUUUGAAACUGCAGUCAGGUCCUCUUUCACUCCGCCUAUUCAGAAAGGAUCCAAACUGUUUGCUAGCUGUUGGUCUGUUCGCUGGUCAUGCCAUGAGGAGGAUCACGAGGAAGUUUGCUUUAUUUAACCAAAAAAAUAAUAAUGAUGGUGAUGAUGAUGAUAAUAAUAAACCAAGAAGCAGAUCAAUUCCAGCAUCCUCUUUUGGGGGUUCAUGCUUUGAAAUCUAGAAUACUGAUAGCAUUACGUUCCUGGGCAGCGUGAUGAUGAUGUCAUGAAUAUUGGUGCUUUUGUGUUGGUGAGUUUUUCCUUCUCAAAAGACUAAACAAAAAUAGAAUCCACAUUGUUCUAUCUGGGCUCGUAGGACAGAACAGCUAUACCUACAUGG